GCGCAGGGAAGAACCUUACUCUGUAGGCUCCGCCCUUUCUUUUUGGCUGUCGCCGUGUUAAGGAGCGCGCGGUCUGAGGCCUGGCCUUUGCGCCGACAACGCGGGGAAAAUGCGUUACGUUGCAGCUUACCUUCUUGCUGUCCUUGGUGGCAAUGAAUCUCCAAGCUCAAAAGAUUUGAAGAAAAUUCUUGAUAGUGUAGGCAUUGAGACAGAUGAUGAACGUGUGAAUAAGGUAAUUAGUGAAUUAAAUGGGAAAAAUAUUGAAGAUGUCAUUGCCCAAGGUAACAGCAAGCUUGCUAGCAUGCCAGCUGGUGGGGCUGUAGCGGUUUCCUCAGGGCCUGCUGCUCCAGCUGGAGGGCCUGCACCAGCUGCUGCAGAAGAAAAGAAAGAAGAAAAGAAAGAGGAGUCUGAAGAAUCUGAUGAUGAUAUGGGUUUUGGAUUAUUUGACUAAAAUUAAGAGUUAGUCUGUAAUAAAUAUUUUUCAAAGAU
Thamnophis elegans (Western terrestrial garter snake) is the source of this 489-nucleotide messenger RNA. RefSeq names its product ribosomal protein lateral stalk subunit P2 (gene RPLP2). The record is from RefSeq and is a predicted model, not a curated record. Gene Ontology annotation, cellular component: cytosolic large ribosomal subunit; ribosome. Gene Ontology annotation, biological process: cytoplasmic translational elongation. The transcript is spliced from 5 exons. Lineage: Eukaryota; Metazoa; Chordata; Lepidosauria; Squamata; Natricidae. Bases 110 to 451 code for a protein of 113 amino acids. Gene Ontology annotation, molecular function: structural constituent of ribosome.